GAAUAUACCAAAUGCUGAUGAAGAUGGGGAGCAAAUGGAUCUCUCAUAGAUUGCUGGUGGCAAAGAUUUUACUUUAUUCACUCUGAAAAUAAUUUAGCAAUUAGUCUCACAUGUCUGUGGCGUGACCCCUCCCAGUUCUUUAAACAUCAGCUGGGGAAGAGGUCUGAGUAAUACUUGAGAGGGAAGUGGGUUCAUUUCAGUGGCUGACUUCCAGAGAGCAAUAUGGCUGGUUCCCCAACAUGCUUCAUCCUCAUCUAUAUCCUUUGGCAGCACACAGGGUCAACAGCCUCUGGAUCUGUGAAAGAGCUGGUCGGUUCCAUUGAUGGGGCCGUGACUUUCCCCCUGAAGUCCGAAGUAAAGCAAGUUGACUCUAUUGUCUGGACCUUUAACACAACCCCUCUUGUCACCAUACAGCCAGAAGGGGGCCCUAUGAUAGUGACCCAAAAUCGUAAUAAGGAGAGAGUAGACUUCCCAGAUGGAGGCUACUCCCUGAAGCUCAGCAAACUGAAGAAGAAUGACUCAGGGAUCUACAAUGUGGAGAUAUACAGUUCAUCCCUCCAGGAUCCCUUCACCCGGAAGUAUGUGCUGCGUGUCUAUGAGCACUUGUCAAAGCCUAAAGUCACCAUGGGUCUACAGAGCAAUAAGAAUGGCACCUGUGUGACCAAUCUGACAUGCUGCAUAGAACAUGGGGAAGAGGAUGUGAUUUAUACCUGGAAGGCGCUGGGGCGAGCAGUCAAUGAGUCCCAUAAUGGGUCCAUCCUACCCAUCUCCUGGAGAUGGGGAGAAAGUGAUAUGACCUUCAUCUGCAUUGCCAGGAACCCUGUCAGCAGCAACUUCUCAAGCCCCAUCUUUGCCAGGAAGCUCUGUGAAGGUGCUGCUGAUGACUCAGAUUCCUCCAUGGUCCUCCUGUGUCUCCUGUUGGUGCCCCUCCUGCUCAGUCUCUUUGUACUGGGGCUAUUUCUUUGGUUUCUGAAGAGAGAGACACAAGAAGAGAACCAUCCCAAUGGAAGAUGCAGCAAAUACACUUUAUUCCACUGUGGAAAUACCAAAAAAGAUGGAAAAUCCCCACUCACUGCUCAAGAUGCCAGACACACCAAGGCUAUUUGCCUAUGAGAAUGUUAUCUAGAUAGCAGUGCGCUCCCCUAAGUCUCUGCUCAAAAAACAACAAUUCUCGGCCCAAAGAAGACAAUCAAAAGAAUUCACUGAUUUGACUAGAAACAUAAAGGAAGAUUGAAGAACAUUGACUUUUUUCCAGGAUAAACUAUCAUUGACGUUCCUUUAGAUUUAAGAGUUCAUAAUUCCAUCCACUGCUGAGAAAUCUCCUCAAACCCAGAUGGUUUAACUACCCCAUCCCAAAAAUGGGAUUGUGAAUGUCAGCACCCCACAAGAAAAGUGCUUAGAAGUGUUCCUAUAAAAAUGUAAACGCGUCUGGGCACGGUGGCUCACGCCUGUAAUCCCAGCACUUUGGGAGGCCGAGGCGGGCGAUCAUGAAGUUAGGAGAUCAAGACCAUCCUGGCUAACACAGUGAAACCCCGUCUCUACUAAAAA
Messenger RNA from Rhinopithecus roxellana (golden snub-nosed monkey), 1548 nucleotides. It is a transcript of the gene SLAMF7, whose product is annotated as SLAM family member 7. The transcript is spliced from 6 exons. The record is from RefSeq and is a predicted model, not a curated record. Gene Ontology annotation, biological process: T cell activation. The coding region runs from base 223 to 1113 and encodes 296 amino acids. Gene Ontology annotation, cellular component: external side of plasma membrane. NCBI's taxonomy places the organism in Eukaryota, Metazoa, Chordata, Mammalia, Primates, Cercopithecidae.